Messenger RNA from Egretta garzetta (little egret), 2696 nucleotides. It is a transcript of the gene MPHOSPH8, whose product is annotated as M-phase phosphoprotein 8. Gene Ontology annotation, molecular function: protein binding. The record is from RefSeq and is a predicted model, not a curated record. Gene Ontology annotation, cellular component: nucleus; cytoplasm. NCBI's taxonomy places the organism in Eukaryota, Metazoa, Chordata, Aves, Pelecaniformes, Ardeidae. The transcript has 13 exons. The coding region runs from base 16 to 2415 and encodes 799 amino acids.
AGGUGAUGCAAUACUAUGCUGUAUUGUGUUAAGUGUUGGGUUUCUUUCUUGCAGGGUAAAAUUCUCUACAAAGUACGGUGGAAAGGAUAUACCUCCGAUGAUGAUACCUGGGAACCAGAGGUUCAUUUGGAAGACUGCAAAGAAGUGCUGCUUGAAUUCAGAAAAAAGAUUGUGGACAAUAAGCCUAAGCCUGUUAAAAAAGACAUACAGAAACUAUCUCUAAAUGAUGAUGUAUUUGAAGCAGAAUCUGACAGUGACUGGCAAAGUGAAACAAAAGAUGAUGUUUCACCAAAGAAGAAAAAGAAGAAGUCAAAAGAUGGAGAGGACAGAAGUCCAGAUGAUCUGAAGAAGAAAAAGUCGAAGUCUGCAAAACUGAAAGAAAAACGCAGAACAGAAUUUGAAAAUUCCUCAGAUACUUUGGUUUCAGAUUCAAAACCAAAAAAAAGGACUUCAGAAACCAAGGAGGAUUCAAAGGACCCGAAGAAACAAAGGAAAGAAGAUACUAAAGAAAUCAAGAAAAAGAAGGGAGACAUUAAAGAGUUAAAAAUAAAAUCUAAAGAAGAAAAUAGAAAAUCACGGAAGGAGAAGCAUGGAGAUGUUCAGUUUGACUCAGAAUCAAGUACUCUAGAUGAUGUAUUUUCUCAAGGAACUGAUAAUGAAAAUUCAGACUUAAAUUCUGAAAGUAAAGAUGAGAAGCAAAAGGUACUAAGUGGAGAAGAGAGGUUGGAACAAGAAAUUGCUGAAAAAGAUUCCAUUGCUGAUAGGUAUCUUGAUGGGUCAGGAAGUAAUGAAGAUGAUAGUAUUGAUAAUAAGGUUAAAAGAAAGAAGAAAAAAAUUCAGAAAGCUGAAGAUUAUAGAGAGGAAGGUAGAAAAGUGGAAACUCAAGAUACCUAUUUAGAGAAGAAAAGCAUGCACAAAAAGCAAAAAGGUCAAGAAAAAGUAAAAAUGGCACCUGGAGAGUUAGAGAAAGUGUCACCUGCUCCUUCACCAGUGCAGAAGGGUUUGAAAUUGAGCGCUGAUGAAAGAGGGCCCAAAUCCACGGAUUCACCUGGGGAGUGUCAGGAGAAAGAAGUAAAGAAAACUGAAACAAAAGAAAAAUCUCAAAAAAAAGAGUCUGAAAAAGAAGAAAAGAGCAGAAAAGAACAAAAGGGCCUAAAAAGCUUUAAGGACAUCAAAAGUGCAUUUGACUUGUUUAAUGUAGCUUCAGAAGAAAAAAGUGAAUAUUCUGAGAAUAACUGCAAAAGAGAAGAAUCUUCGCUAGAAUAUAAAUUCAUAGAAGAAUUAAAAUCAAAAGACAGCAAGGUGUACAAGGAAAGGAGGAACGUAAGAGAUGAAACAGACACAUGGACUUACAUUGCUGCAGAAGGUGAUCGAGAAGUAGUGGAUGUGUGUCAAAUGGCGAACUCUGAUGGCAAGCAACAAGUCUUGAGUUUGGGUAUGGACAUGCAGUUAGAAUGGCUGACACUGGAAGACUUUCAGAACCAUCUUGAUGGAGAAGAUGAGAAUCAUGUGUCAACAGAACCGAUAUCAAGUACUCUCCUGAGGGAUGCUGUUAAAAGUGGAGAUUACAUGACAGUAAAGAUGGCACUUUCUUCAAAUGAGGAAUAUAAUCUGGAUCAAGAGGACUCAACUGGAAUGACCCUAGUAAUGCUUGCUGCUGCUGGUGGGCACGAUGACCUCCUCCGGGUCCUAAUCAGGAAAGGAGCUAAAGUUAAUGGUAGACAGAAAAAUGGAACAACUGCAUUGAUACAGGCAGCUGAAAAGAAUUUUCUAACAACAGUAGCUAUUCUUCUGGAAGCUGGGGCAUAUGUGAACAUGCAGCAGAGCAGUGGUGAAACUGCUUUAAUGAAGGCUUGUAAAAGAGGGAAUUCUGAUAUAGUACGGCUUAUGAUUGAAAGCGGAGCAGACUGCAACAUUUUGUCAAAGCAUCAGAACAGUGCGCUGCAUUUUGCUAAACAAUGUAAUAACGUACUGGUGUAUGAGCAGCUCAAGAGUCAUUUGGAAACGCUCUCAAGAGUAGCAGAAGAUACCAUCAGGGAUUAUUUUGAAGCUCGUCUUGCUUUGCUGGAACCAGUCUUUCCAAUCGCGUGUCAUCGUCUCUGUGAAGGGCCAGACUUUUCUACGGAUUUUAACUAUAAACCCCCCCAAAAUGUGCCAGAAGGAUCUGGAAUUCUUCUCUUUGUUUUCCACGCAAAUUUCUUUGGUAAAGAAGUCGUUGCUCGGCUCUGCGGACCAUGCAGCGUACAAGCUGUGGUUUUAAACGACAAAUUCCAGCUCCCUGUAUUUUUGGAUAGUCACUUUAUUUAUUCCUUCAGCCCUACUGCAGGCCUUAACAAGCUUUUUAUACGGUUAGCAGAAGCUCCUACUGCCAAGGUGAAGCUGCUCAUAGGCGCGUACCGAGUGCAGUUGCAGUGACCUCAGCUGUGAGCACGUUCAGUGGACUGAUGCUUUUUUGGACAUACUUCUGAUUUCCUCUCUUUAGAGACUGACGAAGCAGUUUGGAACUUUUUGGCACCACGCUCCUAAGACUUAAGUUCCCAUCUCGCUGUCGCUUGUUGGCAGUCACAUAGGAAAGGGGGUGUUGGAGAGCAGUCGCAUUCGCUGCGCUGGUGGGACAGGGUUGUCAGCUUUUUUUACUCUGUACAGAUGUAGAUGUAAGUAUUUGUGCCAAUACAUAUAAUUCUGUUUUUCUUUAA